Euleptes europaea (tarantolino) is the source of this 873-nucleotide messenger RNA. RefSeq names its product RNA transcription, translation and transport factor (gene RTRAF). Gene Ontology annotation, biological process: tRNA splicing, via endonucleolytic cleavage and ligation. NCBI's taxonomy places the organism in Eukaryota, Metazoa, Chordata, Lepidosauria, Squamata, Sphaerodactylidae. Gene Ontology annotation, molecular function: RNA binding. Bases 50 to 787 code for a protein of 245 amino acids. The record is from RefSeq and is a predicted model, not a curated record. Gene Ontology annotation, cellular component: tRNA-splicing ligase complex. The transcript has 8 exons.
CUUCGGAGUCGCGGCGGACCGGAGCGGAGUCUCCCGCGGACACGGCGCCAUGUUCCGGCGGAAACUGUCGGCGCUCGACUACCACAACCCGGCCGGGUUCAACUGCCGAGAUGAAACUGAAUUUCGAAACUUUAUUGUCUGGCUUGAAGAUCAGAAAAUCCGACACUACAAAAUAGAAGAUCGAGGAAAUUUAAGGAACAUCCGCAAUGCUGCAGAAUGGACAAAAUCCUUUGAAAAGUACCUGAAAGAUGUGAAUUGCCCCUUCACAGUACAAGAGCGACAAGAAACAAUUGAUUGGCUCCUGGGAUUAGCCGUUCGGCUUGAGUACGGGGACAAUGCUGACAAGUAUAAGGAUGCCACGCCCGACGGGGCUAAGAAUGCGGAUAACGCAGCCAAAAACGCAGAACCCCUGAUAAACCUAGAUGUGAACAAUCCAGAUUUUAAAGCCGGUGUGAUGGCUUUGGCGAACCUCCUUCAGAUCCAGCGUCAUGACGACUACCUGGUGAUGCUGAAGGCAAUCCGCAUCUUGGUCCAAGAGCGCCUGACACAGGACGCCGUAGCCAAGGCGAGUCAGUCAAAAGAGGGUUUGCCUAUCGCCUUGGACAAACACGUUCUUGGCUUUGACACAGGAGAUGCCGUUCUCAACGAAGCUGCUCAGAUCCUCCGGCUGCUGCAUAUAGAAGAACUCCGCGAGCUGCAGACGAAGAUUAACGAAGCCAUUGUAGCCGUGCAGGCAAUUAUUGCCGACCCAAAAACUGACCACAGACUGGGGAAAGUGGGGAGAUGAACAACCCCGAAGGCUUCCGGUUCUCGUGUCCUUAGCCCCACAGAUAGGGGACCCCUACAAACCUAGCAUGCAAUUCAUAAUGGAUA